This is a messenger RNA of Rubroshorea leprosula, 3464 nucleotides long. NCBI's taxonomy places the organism in Eukaryota, Viridiplantae, Streptophyta, Magnoliopsida, Malvales, Dipterocarpaceae. The record is from the annotation of a GenBank genome assembly.
AAUAGGCUUCAUGUUUAUAUAUUUGGGGCUUUAGGAAUGGUAUGAUGCUUUUCUCCUCAUCGUAUUUCUUUUCAGCCUUCUGAUUUUAUCCAUUAAUUAACCAACCGAAUUUAGUACCGCUUAAUCUCCCAACCAAUGUACUCUAUUCUACAGAUUGCAUCAUCAUUUUGGUAAAAUCUACAACAUAUCUUCAAUCUGCAUUUUUUUUCUUCUCAAAACCCUCAAAUUAAAGAAUUAAGCACAAUUUUCAGUGAUUACGUUAUGGACUUGGUAGGACCAAUCAUUGACAUUGUGAAGUUUGUUGGUAGUCCAAUUGUGAGAUACCUAAAAUAUCAAAUAAAAUUCAACAAUCAUUUGGAACAAUUCAAUGUGAGCAAAGAAGGAUUGAGCAAUCGAAAACGUGAAAUUGAAUCAAGAUUGAACAUAGAGCUUCACUAUGGGAAAGUUGCAAAGGAGGAAGUGCAAACAUGGUUGAAUGAUGUGGAAAAGUUUCUUGCAAGACAGGAGGUUGCAAAUGAAGUGAAUAGUUGGGGAUGUCUCUCAUGUUGUUGUCGAGUAAAGAUUCUAGAGGAAAGAGCUCAAGAAGCAAAGGAAAUCUAUGACAAAGGGGGUAGUUUCACUAACGAGUGUUUGGUCAAAGAUGAUCCAUUCGUUUCAGCAGUGGAAUUGCCAAUAGAAGAACUACAAGGUAGUGGAGAUGUCAAAGCAGAAAUUUUGAUGAGCUUGAUGGGAGAUGAAGUGAUAAAGCUUGGAGUUUGGGGAAUGGGGGGAGUUGGAAAAACAACAAUCAUGAUGCAUGUCCAUAAUGAGUUGUUGAACAAAGCCAAAUUCAAGAAAGUAAUUUGGGUAACUGUGUCACAAACCUUUGAUAUCUACAAAUUACAAGAACAAAUUGCAUGCAGCUUGAACAGAAAGCUAGAGGAGAAUCAAAAUACAACUAAUCGUGCAGCAGUGUUGUCAAAGAUGCUAGAAGAACAGAAGCCUUACUUGUUGAUUCUAGAUGAUGUGUGGAGGAGAUUCAAACUUACAGCUGUUGGAAUUCCUGAGCCAUUCGUAAGUGAUGGUUGCAAGUUGGUAUUGACUACAAGAUCACAAGAAGUUGCUCGUACCAUGGACUGUAAGAUAAUUAAAGUGAAGACCCUUUCACAAAAGGAAGCUUUAAAGUUGUUUAUAGAUAAAGUUGGAGAUAUUGUUUUAUCAGAUCAAAGGUGCAUUAAAGGAACUUUAGAAUCAACUUUAAAGGGGAUUGUAGAUGAAUGUGAUGGCCUUCCCUUAGCAAUUGUUACUGUUGCUAGUAGCCUGAAGGGAAUAUCGGAGCCACGGUUGUGGAGUGCUGCAUUGAAUCAAUUGAAAGACUGCAAAAGAAAUGUAGCAUGCACAGAUGAUAAUGAUGAUGCAUUUGGGGUAUUAAAAUUUAGUUAUGAUCGUUUGAAAUCCUCACAAAUCCAACAUUGCUUUUUAUGCUGUGCAUUGUAUCCAGAGGACCACAAUAUCCCAAUAGAUGAUAUAAUUGACUAUUGGAUUGAUGAGGGGUUGAUAGAUGAAAUGGAGACCAUACAAGCAAUGAAGGAUGAAGGCCUUGAUAGAUUGAAGAAACUUCAAGACAAUUGCUUGUUGGAAUCCAGUAAAUAUAGAUUUGAAAAUGGUGUGAGAAUGCAUGAUCUUGUUAGGGAUAUGGCAUUGCAAAUUACAAGAACGAGUCCUCGGUUCAUGGUAGAAGCUGGUAAGGCGUUGACAAAGCUACAUGAGAAGGGAGAAUGGACGGAAGAUCUUGAAAAGGUUUCAUUAAUGAGGAAUAAGAUAGAAGAAAUUCCCUCAAGCAUCCUAUCUUCAAAAUGCACAAUGCUCACAACUUUGUUGUUAUCCCACAAUAAUUUGUCAAUAAUUUCAGAAUCUGUCUUUGAGAAUAUCCCUGCGCUCAAAAUUCUUGAUCUUUCCCACAAUUUUCGGCUGAGGAGCUUGCCAAGUUCCAUUUCCAAAUUGGUGAAUCUCACUACACUCUUGUUGCAAUGGUGUCCAUCCUUAACAGAGGUUCCAACUUUUUCAGAGUUUGGAGCUUUAAAAAAGUUAAACCUUAAUUGGACAAAUGUCGAAAAAGUUCCUAAAGGCCUAGAAAUGUGUACAAAUCUCAAAUAUUUUAGUCUUAUGGGAAAUUGUGACAUAUUAGAUGAUGCAAUAUCAUUAAAUCUCCCAAAACUACAACAAUUAUUUGUGGAUGAGAGAAUAGCGUUAAGAGGGGAAGUGAUAGGGAGAUUGGAGAAGCUGGAAGCUUUUCAUGGCAGGUUCCAUACAGUGCAUGACUGGAGCAACUUUUUGAAAUGUGUUUGUGAUCAAGGAGAUCAGUUGAGUAGAUACUCUGUUGCAGUUGGAAAAUAUCCUCACCUCAGUCGCCCGACCCUUCCUGGAGGUUCUGGCCCGAGCUUUGUUGGAGGUUAUUGCCCGGACAUUCAUGGUGAUCGCACGGUGAAAUUCGGUGGAGAGAAUACAAUAUUGCCACCGUCAGUAGAUGUCUUAUACAUUGGACGUUGUGACAACGUAAGAAGCUUAAAUGAUUUUUCUUCAAUUAAAGAUGCAACAGAUUUGAGGGGCUGCGAGAUUGCGGGUUGUGAAGGCAUGGAGUGUGUUUUUACCUCGUGGAUAAACCCACUCGUCCAAACCCUCGAGCAAUUGAAUCUUUGUGGAUUGGUCAAGUUGGAAGGCCUAUUUGACGCAGAAAUGAAUGCCAUGUCCCCAUCACCGCCACCUGGCACCUUUUCAUCUCUUAAAUCUAUUCAUCUUUUUUUAUGUGGUAAAAUAAAAAGGUUGAUACCCUCUUGGAAGUUGUUAGGGAAUCUCCAAAGUCUUGAGCGGAUUGAUGUCCAGCAUUGUGAAGAAUUGGAAGAAAUAAUAGCAUCAGACCCAGAAGAAGGAGGGGACAUCAUCAAGGAGCUCAUUCUUCCAAAAUUAAAAUAUCUGAGUUUACGAUUCUUGCGAGCAUUAAAGAGCAUCUGUGGUAGGAGGGCAGUAAUGGUAUGUGAUUCUCUUGAAGUGAUUUGGAUUAAAAAUUGCCAGUGCCUAAGGAGGAUCCCUCUUUCUCUUCCCCUGGUUGAUAACGCCCAACCAUCUCCUCCUCCUUCCCUCAAAGCAAUCGGUGCAGAUUCAGAAGAAUGGUGGGAAUCGUUGGAGUGGGACCAUCCCAAUGCAAAGGUGGUCCUUCAACCCAUGGUUCACUUUUAAUCGUUGAUAUGCUAUUCCCUCAAGACUCAUUCCACAAGCAGGAAGCAGAUUCAGUCUAUCUUGUUCGGGAGGCUUCAAAGGAUGUGCUUUCUACUUUCUAGUUUCUAUCCUUGUGUGUAUUUAAGUGUGAUUGUUGUGCUUUCAAUUUCAUAUUGUGUUUGUGAUUGAGAAUAUUUGUGUUGAAAACGGGUUUCAAAGAAUGUGCUUUCUACUCAAUGUAAAUGUACUUAUAAAAUAUGUUGUCAAUC